CCUUCGCAUUUUUAGUGGUUCAAGGUAGAAAUAUAAACUUAUUGUUCUUAUUUGGCAAUGUACGGAAGAGGAGGACAAGACAAAAGGGGUGGUGCGCGCGGGGGAGGAGGAUGGACAACGCGGUUCGAUGGUCAAAUAAAGGUGACUGGAACAGAUCGAUUCUGUACGUCGUGUGGGUAUGUCAUUAAGGGACUUGCAACUACAAUGCUAGCCAAAUGUCCAAUAACUAUCUGCGGUGCCAAAAUUCCCAUGCGAUUUGGACCUGAUGAAAGCGAGUUCGAUAUGAACGGAUGGGGGCGUUGCAGGAACUGCAAGUCUUUCAUCUUUCGGGAUCAUAUUUAUUGCCAAUCGUGCCGAUGUGUGAAUCAGGCGGCCAAAGAAAAUCAGGACUUAAUCGUAAAGCAAGCACUGGCGAAAAGAUUGCAUGCCCAGAAGAAAGAAAACGAAGAAAAAGAUUCGAAGAUUGCCCGGUUGGAGGCUGACUAUCUGGAAUUAAGCUUAAUUUUAAGCAAGAAAAAUGCCGAGAGGAAUUCAAAAGGGGCGGAUAAUUUCAAGCAAAGCGGAAUUGUUGAUACUCAUGGGGAUUUUGUCGAGAAAACUGCGACAGAGGAAAGUUCAGAGGUUGAUGGCGAUAAACCGAACAAUGAGGACAAUGAGGACAAGCAGGAUUAAUCUUUCACAAAUGUCUUAAACUUGGGUGUGAUUCAUAUCUGUAAAUUGUUAAUUGCGGGAAAUAUGAUCAACUCAAUAAACCAUUAUUUGGCUGAAAAUUUAAUUGUUAUGCACCGCAGCGGCGGAAAAUUAAAUUGUACUGACCAUUACUUUUGAGCACACCCGUACCCGUGAGAGGCUAGAACCUGUCCUUCGACAGACUUUGCUUUACGCCGCGAUAUUUCUAUCGAUCAGUCGGAUCUGAUGAACAGACCGACAACACACAUUUCUCCCCAAAAUCCUCCAAGUUUCACGCCCACCUCCUCCUCCCACUUAAACCACCCAACUAAAUAUUAUACGUACACAUUGUACAUUCAUAUUACACACAUAUUACACACAUAUUACACACACAUAUUACACACAUAAAUACAAUUACAUAUUACAUGCAUGUAUACAUAAAUACACAUAUUUACAUAUUCUAUAUACAAUACCACAAUAUAGAAACACAUUAUCCUUCGGGGUAAUACGCGGAUAAAGGCCAAAGUGCCGUAUUAAAGGCCAAAGUGCCGUAUUAAAGGCCAAAGUGCCGUAUGAAAGGCCAAAGUGCCGUAUUAAAGGCCAAAGUGCCGUAUUAAAGGCCAAAGUGCCGUAUUAAGGGUCAAAGUGCCGUAUUAAAAGCCAAAGUGCCGUAUUGAAGGCCAAAGCGCGUGAUAGGGUGCCGCCAUAAAUUUUAGCCUAUCGUAAUAAGUAACAGGGUGCCGAAAUAAGUAAUAAGGUAACGCAAAUAAUUGCAGCGUGCAUUAAUAAAUUGCAGAGAACCGCUACAAAUUAUACCUAGCGAAAUAAUGUCACCAAAAAGACAAAAACCCGGAGAGGAAAGUGCUGAGGCAAUAAGACGGUAUGUUGCAAACAAGCGCCAGCGUCGUGCCAACCUUUCUGCCGAACAGCUUUCAAUUGAACGAGCAAGGAACGCAGCAAACGAACGAAAUCGAGUUGCAAAUCUCUCUGAGGAACAGCGGUCUAUUGAACGAGCAAGGAAUACAGCAAAUGAACGAAA
This is a messenger RNA of Folsomia candida, 1708 nucleotides long. RefSeq lists its product as uncharacterized. The transcript has 4 exons. The record is from RefSeq and is a predicted model, not a curated record. Bases 58 to 672 code for a protein of 204 amino acids. Lineage: Eukaryota; Metazoa; Arthropoda; Collembola; Entomobryomorpha; Isotomidae.